AUGGCGUCGCUUCUGAGACAGGAGUGGUACCUCAUGGAGUUGAUGAUGGACAAGUUGCGACCAUCGAGAGUCACCUCGGCGCAGCCGCAGGUGAUCCUGUCCCGCCAGGUGGAGCUGCCGUGGCAGGGGGCGACGGAGUUGGAAGUACAAUCGAGCUCGAGGGUGACGCCGAGGAGCGCCACGAAUCUCAGCCCGCUCCAGUGCGAGCACGACGGGGGCCGAAGGAACCUACCCAGGCUGAGAUCGAGCAACGCGAAGCAGCAGGUCACGCACCCUUCAGAGACUGGUGCGACUGCUGCUUGGCUGGGCGUGGGCGCGCCGAUGGUCACCCAGCGGGUGGAGUCGGGCCAGUCCGUGCUCCCCAUCCUCGUCGGCAUCGGCUCAGCCACCUCGCGGGUCAGCGCCGACGUCCUCCCGUCCAAGGGCAUCCAGCAUGAGUGCAACGUGGUCCGCGCCCUCUGCCAGGUGGAGGCGACCGGCCGCCCGAAUAUCGUUUACAAGUCUGAUGGUGAGGGUGCCUUGGUGACGCUCAAGCGAGAGGCGACGAUCCGCCUCAGGAAUCUGAAGUUCGAGGUACUGCCCGAGGAGGCGCCGGCCUACGACAGCGCCAGCAACGGCCUGGCAGAGGUUGCAGUGAGGGAGGUCAAGGGCGCAUCACGGUCUCUGCGAGUCGCCCUGUCCCUGCUGCACGGCACAGACAUCCCGAACGACCAUCCAGUGUUGACUUGGCUGGUUGCUCACGCUGCAGGGUGUAUCAAUCGCGGCAAGAUCGGCGCCGAUGGACGGACGCCGCGCGAGAGGCACAAGGGCAUGGCCUUCCGCAAGGUGCUGCCGCCUUUCGGUGAGAUCAUCGUGUUCCUCCCGAGUGCGAGGCGCGACACCAAGUUCGAGGAGCGCUGGAAGAUUGGAGUCUUCCUGGGCGUCAUCGAGAAGUCGAGCGAGAUGCUCGUCGGCUACGACGGCAGGCCGAGGGUUGUGCCAGAGCAGGUUCCAGCUGAACCUCGGAACGUGUACGUUCGCAGGAACGUGGAGCUGGCCAAGCACGGUUUCACAGACGGGCGCCCGGGCUGCCUAGCGGCCCGCGCCAACGCACCAGCCAAGGCCCACAGCUCGGAGUGCCGUGAGCGCAUCCAGCAGGCCAUGGCGAACGACCCGGAGCUUGCCCCCGAGUCUUCGGAGCGGCGGCUCGCCAGCUGGAGGCUGCUGACAGGGCGCCUGCGCGCCAGGAGGGCGCGAGCUCCGGGGCACUGCCUCAGGCAGCCAGCCCGGCUGAGGCGCCGAUGGGGAUCGAGCGACCUGGCCGACGAGCUGCUGAGCGUCGAGGCAUCGAGGCGCCGCCUCGCGGCGACAGGCGGUCCAGCACCCCUCGCGCCAGCGAUCAGCGGCGAGCAGCCGAGGACGCCCGCGCAGGCGCCAGCCACGCCUCAGGCGCAGGCUGCUGGGUCGAGCGGGCUCCUCCAGGCGCCGCCUGGAGCUGGGGAUGCCAUGGGCGCGGACUCCCUGGAGCUCUGCGCGCUGCUGGCGGCUUUCGGCGACUGGAGGGUGGCCGUCAGCGAGCUGCGCGGACCAGGACGGUUCACAUCUCGGUCGAGUGCGUUCGACCUCGAGCCCGGCACAGCCUGCGACAUCAGGACCGGCUACGACUUCAGCCAGGAGGGCGACAGGCAGCGGGCGCAGGCCACCAUCGAGCUGGAACAGCUCCUGCUGAUCACUGGCAGCCCGAUGUGUGCGCCGUGGUCGGACCUGCAGGCCCUUAACGUCAUCCAGGGUGUGGACGUCAACGCCAUCAUGGAGCGAGGCGUUGUCCACCUGGUCUUCUGUGCCGAGCGCUGCAAAGAGCAGAUCAAGGCUGGCCGCCUCUUCUUGCACGAGCAGCCAGCAUCAUCGAGGAGUUGGCGUCUCUGGAUGAUCCGAGAGAUCGCCGAGAUGGCAGGAGCACACUACGUAGAGUGCGAUCAAUGUGCGCAUGGGUUGUGGUGCACCGAUGCUGUCGGCCCGGCGCUUGUCAAGAAGCCCACGGGAUGGUUGACCAACUCCGCCGAGAUAGCCCGAGAGCUGACGCGUCGGUGUCCUGGGUGUGCUAGGCAUUGCCAGACGGUCGGCUUAGGUCGGCGUGACAUGCGCAUCAUCGAGCGGUACCCACCGAAGCGUGUGGCUGCGGUGCUGCGUGGGCUGCGUCGUGAGGCGAUUGCCCGCGGCCAGCUGGGUGCGCUGGAGGCUGGGCCGCACCUGGGCGAGCCGCCGAUCUGGGACGCCUACCCCGAGUACUACACGGAGAUCGUCCACAACAUCAGCGGGGCCGCUCUGGACCCCGAGCUCGUGGCAGCUGGCCGCAAGGAGGAGAUGGAGUUUCUCCGCGGCCUGGGCGCCUACGUGUACGACACCAAGCAGCGCUGCCGCGAGGAGACCGGGCGCGCCCCGGUGCCCAUGAUUUGGGUUGACGUCAACAAGGGUGACGACCGCAAGCCCAACGUCCGCUGCAGGCUGAGCGUGGCGGAGACACGCUACCGCACGAGCAUGGACUUGGGGGGCCCCUCGCAGACGUUCAGUGCGACACCCCCGUAUGAGGCUCUCAGGAUGUUGAGUUCCUUCUGCUGCUCGCCCAGGGACGCCGAGGAGGACCAGCACGUCCUCAUGUUCCUGGUCGUCACUAGAGCUCACCCGCACUGCGAGAUGAAGCGGAAGUUGUGGGUGAAGCUUCCUGCGGAGGAUCCUCGUUCAGCUGACCCCAGCGUGUGCGGGCUGCUGGUCAGGUGCCUCUACGGUUGCUGCGACGCGGGCCAGAACUUCGAGCUGUUGGUCCGUGAGACGCUGGAGGGCAAGAUGGGCUUCUCCUGUGGCGUGUGGUAUCCCUGCAUAUACCGCAGAGGCGACGGCAAGCUCGCGGCCUACGUCUACGGCGACAACUUCGCGCUGAAGGGCUCCCGCGCCGACAACCUGGAGUUCUACCGCGAGCUGCAGAAGUGCGCGUGGGCCAAGCUCGAGGGCGUGUUGGGACCCAACAAGAGUGCUGGUGAUGUUCAGGAGGUGGUCUGCCUGAACCGCGUCUUCUGCUGGACCUCGAGAGGUGAUGUGGAGCUCGAGGCUGACUCCCGCCGCGCGCUCAUCAUGAUGCAGCAGCUGAACCUCUGGCGCGGGUCCAAGGCCCUCUCGACGCCAGGAGUGAAGGCCAAGAGCGUGGACCGCGGCAGGGUCCUGGAGGGCGAGGAGGCGACUCGCUACCGCAGCCUGGUCAUGCGAGCCAGCUAUCUCAGCGAGGACCGCCCGGACAUCAAGUACGCAGUCAAGGAGGCAGCGAAGUGCAGGCGCGAGCCGUGUGAGCACGGCAUGGAGCUAGUCAAGAGGAUUGCCAGGUAUCUCCUGGGCCGUCCGAGGCUGGUUCAGAGAUUCCGACGCCAGCGAGGGUCAGGUGUGCUCAAGGGCUUCUCGGACAGCGACUUCGCCGGCUGCCUGGGGACAGGGAAGAGUACGAGCUGCGGAGUCUUCCAGCUGGGAGAUCACAUGAUCCGAGUCUUCAGUGCGACCCAAGGCAGUGAGGCUCUCAGCUCAGGUGAGGCCGAGUGGCAUGCUCUAGUGCACACUGCGUCCUGCGGGAUCGGCCUGGUCUCGUUGGCGCGCGACAUGGGAUACGAGCUGGAGCUACGUUUGGCUGGCGACGCUACGGCCGCCAGUGGGAUCGCGCACCGCCGAGGGGCAGGGCGCAUCCGACACAUCGAGACAAAGACUCUCUGGCUCCAGCGUCAUGUAACCAAGCGUCGUGUCAUCCUUUCCAAGACGCUCGGCAAAGUCAACGUGGCAGAUCUCGGUACGAAGCAUCUGGCGCAAAAGGAGCUGGAUGAGAUGCUGGGACUGCUGGGAUUUUUCGUGGCUGCGGGCAAGUCUGACCCUUCUCUCGCGGUCGCAGGCAACUUGCUUGAGCCUGACCUAGCUUGCGAGCCCGAGGGCAAAGAAGAGGUGCAGGCGUGA
This is a messenger RNA of Prorocentrum cordatum, 3966 nucleotides long. NCBI's taxonomy places the organism in Eukaryota, Dinophyceae, Prorocentrales, Prorocentraceae. The record is from the annotation of a GenBank genome assembly.